Molecule: messenger RNA, 1196 nt
Organism: Purpureocillium takamizusanense
Lineage: Eukaryota; Fungi; Ascomycota; Sordariomycetes; Hypocreales; Ophiocordycipitaceae
Exons: 1
Coding region: 98-844 (248 amino acids)
Cellular component (GO): cytoplasm
Molecular function (GO): protein N-terminal-serine acetyltransferase activity; protein-N-terminal-alanine acetyltransferase activity
Source: RefSeq, a predicted model, not a curated record
CGGCGCGCACCCGCAGUCGCUCUUGCCAAAGCUGCGCAUCUUGCAACCGCAGAACGCCAGUCAACCGCGUCGCGUAAGCGCGCACGCCAACGAAGCCAUGUCUAUCUCAACGCCAUAUCACCCCUUUGCCCUCGUCGCCGAUGGGCUCGUCUUCCUGCCGACACCAUCCGCCGUGCAUGUGCGCCCGUACCGCGACCUCUUCCGCAAGCUGCACGCCGAAGCGGCCUUCUGCCAUGUCGCUUUCGGGCAAGCGUUUCAACCGAUAUGCUGGACCGACGAUGAGGUCCACGAGUUCCUGCUGAAGCGCGACGCCGCGCUACGAUGGGGUGUGCGGGGCAUGGGCGAUUUUGCGCUCGGGGUGCUUCCCAAGGGCGACGAAGCUCAGUCAGGAUUCGACCCGGCGCGGUCAGGGCACCUGAAAGACUCGAAAAUCGACAUAUGCGUUGUCGAGGGCGAGCAGUUUGAGUCUCUGUCCCAGCUGUUUGACCGGAUCCAGUGGGCAGGCUACACCUGUGUCCGCGACGCGACCACCACAAGCGCCGCUGAUUUGUAUUCAAACGGAGCCCUCGGCUCCAAUGGUGAAGCGUUGCCUGAUUGGCAAGAAAUGAUUGAGCUGCGCUACGGAUUGGACUCCGCGUUUCGUGGCCGCGGUAUCGCAACUCGCGCCGCCGAGGUGGUCAUGGCUUGGGCGGUGGAGGAGCAUGGCGCACGUCGCUUUAUUGCUGACACACAAAAGGUCAACAGCAGGAGCAAGGAGGUUCUCAGCAGAUUGGGAUUCCAAGUCAGCAACACAGACUAUUUCCAGGACGACGAUGUGGUUGAGUGGUCGAGGACGGUCAAGUAGGCUGGGCUGAGGCUAUGGGCUUUAAGGGUGUCUCGACAGAUUCUACUCCAUACUUUCACCUCAGACACUGUACAAAGUGGUACUAUUCUAUCAGGUCCUUAGGCUUCUUACGUAAAAUCUCUAGAAUUUGGAGGAUGGGCUUUGGAGAAUGAACACUGCGGGCUGCCGGGCUGUGAUCGUAUGGGUAUAUGGGCUAUGCGUGUGUCAAAAGCCAAGCUCUUGCCGACUUACAUAGCCACCUGCGGUGAUUGGCAUGGCGAUAUACCCAUCUGCUGCGGUCAUAGGCGACCCGCGACAGGCUGGCCUUAAUGCUCACCUCAGGUACGCGAGGAACCAUCCUAGCAAAUGGGCC